AUGCACGAAACUUCAACACGUCAUUAUCAGCACUUGUACGAUGAGUUAAUUCUUCUAAAACAUGCACUAUUCAAUUCAAAGAAAGAUUAUCUUGAUCCUUACUUUGUAUCACCAUCACAGUUACGCGAAUUUUUGACUAAUGUUUCAAGUAAUUGGAUGAUAUUAAGCUCGAACAUGCAGAUCCUGGAUCUUCACAUCGAUCGAUAUUAUAGGUUUCCAAAUACUUCCACAAUCACACGAGUCGGUGCAGAUAUUUAUUUAUUUAUUCAUAUACCAUUGACAGAUUAUGUUGACCGAUUUACGUUAUAUAAAGUUUUAUCAUUCCCAAUACCAAUUCCCAAUUCAAUGCACAGCUCAGAAAUUAUCAAUCUACCUAAGUUUAUUGCGGUUUCAAAGAAAAAUGAUUAUUACAUGACUUUUGACAAAAGACCAGAAAUACUGAAUUUUCAGUUUAAACUAGACGACACACUAGUUAAAAUCACUGAUAAUUCAUGUGUCAAUCUUAUUUUUUUCAACAAAAUUGAUCAAAUCCAAUUAGAAUGCGAGAUCAUUGUCCACAACGUCAAACCACCACCUAAGAUCAUAUCUCUCAAUGACAACAAACUACUGAUGAUAAACGUUAACGAAUAUUUAGAGACUAAAACACAUAAAAACACGACUGACGUAUUUAUUGUUCCACAGAGGGAAACGCUGACGAAAGCUAGACCAAUGUGCAGGCAUUCUGAGCAUAGGAGAGAAAUACUCAAUAAAUACUCAAUUCAUCACGACUGGUAUGCAAAGUAUUACAGACGAGGCACUCUCUCCUAUAUAAGGAGAUGCAGCAUUAAGCAGGGAGGGAAGAACAACAGAAGACACACACGGGACUACACGACAUACGAGAAGAGACGGGAAGAAGAACAGAAGACACACACGAGUCUACUCGAGAGACGAGACGAAACGGGACGGACACAACAAAACUCACGCAACAGAUAG
Helobdella robusta is the source of this 972-nucleotide messenger RNA. RefSeq lists its product as hypothetical. The record is from RefSeq and is a predicted model, not a curated record. The coding region runs from base 1 to 972 and encodes 323 amino acids. Lineage: Eukaryota; Metazoa; Annelida; Clitellata; Rhynchobdellida; Glossiphoniidae. The transcript is spliced from 4 exons.